AUGACCCCGAAUCACUCUUUUACGUUGCCAAAUCACAGGCUGAAGGAAGGUGGGUGUGCAGCUGUAGCAGGAGACAGAGGUUCCGAAGCACGGCCCAGCCACGAGAAGAAACCUUCAGGGCAUUCGCUUAUAUUUGGCACCCUUUACCCUGCGUAUUAUUCCUACAAGGCUGUGAAAUCGAAGGACAUUAAAGAAUAUGUCAAAUGGAUGAUGUACUGGAUUAUAUUUGCACUUUUCACCACAGCAGAGACAUUCACCGACAUCUUUCUUUGUUGGUUUCCAUUCUAUUAUGAACUAAAAAUAGCAUUUGUAGCCUGGCUGCUAUCUCCCUACACAAAAGGCUCCAGCCUCCUAUAUAGGAAGUUUGUACAUCCCACGCUGUCUUCAAAAGAAAAGGAAAUCGAUGAUUGCCUGGUCCAAGCAAAAGACCGAAGUUACGAUGCCCUCGUGCACUUCGGGAAGCGGGGCUUGAACGUGGCGGCCACGGCAGCAGUGAUGGCUGCUUCCAAGGGACAGGGUGCCUUAUCGGAGAGACUCCGGAGCUUCAGCAUGCAGGACCUCACCACCAUCAGGGGUGACGGUGCCCCUGCUCCCUCCAGCCCCCCACCACCGGGGUCUGGGCGAGCCAGCGGCAAACACGGCCAGCCCAAGAUGUCCCGGAGCGCUUCUGAGAGCGCUGGCAGCUCAGUGUGUACCUGCUGCUCCACCUGCAGGACCCGGAAAGUGGUUGAGGGAGAUGUGAAUGAGGGUGUUGUGAAGGCUUGGGAGCCCCACCAGGUCCAAAACCCAUUGGCAUUUUCGGACGAGGAGGAGGAAGAUCUGCUGGAUUUCAUGUACAAGUAUAAGACGCCUCGAAAGAUGGAGUUCUCCCUGGAGGCACCGCCUAGAGUUCUUCGAUCCCGCUUUAGGAAGAAAAGUACCUCAUCCUCAGCCACUGAAACCACGUGA
Neomonachus schauinslandi (Hawaiian monk seal) is the source of this 948-nucleotide messenger RNA. It is a transcript of the gene REEP1, whose product is annotated as receptor accessory protein 1. NCBI's taxonomy places the organism in Eukaryota, Metazoa, Chordata, Mammalia, Carnivora, Phocidae. The transcript is spliced from 9 exons. The record is from RefSeq and is a predicted model, not a curated record. Gene Ontology annotation, biological process: endoplasmic reticulum tubular network organization. Gene Ontology annotation, cellular component: cytoplasmic microtubule; endoplasmic reticulum tubular network; endoplasmic reticulum membrane. The coding region runs from base 1 to 948 and encodes 315 amino acids. Gene Ontology annotation, molecular function: microtubule binding.